AUGCUGGCAUGGCAGGACGGCGGGGCCAAGGCGGCUCCCGCCCACCACAAGAUCUCCUUCUCCGUGCUGGACAUCCUGGACCCGCAGAAGUUCACCCGCGCCGCGCUCCCGGGCGCGCGCCCCGCUCCCCCCGAAGCCAAGAAAAGUUUGGCCGAGGCCGAAGAGGGCGAGGACGCCAGCCCCGAGCGCCCGGCCGGCCGGCGCGAGCCCCCUGACGCGGCGGACCCCGGCGCUGGCGCGGCGUCGCCCCUGGAGGGCUCGGAGGCCGAGGAGGACGAGGACGCGCCCGACGCCCGGCGGGGGCGGCCGGAGCGGGCUGCGCGCCUGCAGGCGGACCCCGCGCGCUCCCCCGAGGCUCCGGGCGCGGCGCUGGCGGCGGGGGGGCGCGGCCCCGGCGGCCCCGCCGGCUCCCCGGGCUCGCCCGGCUCCCCGCGGCCGCGGCGCCGGCGGGUGGAAGCCAGCUGCGCCAAGCCCCGGCGCGCGCGCACCGCCUUCACCUACGAGCAGCUGGUGGCCUUGGAGAACAAGUUCCGGGCCACGCGCUACCUGUCGGUGUGCGAGCGCCUGAACCUCGCGCUGUCGCUCAGCCUCACCGAGACGCAGGUCAAAAUUUGGUUCCAGAACCGCAGGACCAAGUGGAAGAAGCAGAACCCGGGCGCCGACGGCGCGGCACAGGCCGGGGGCAGCGCGCCCCAGCCCGGGGCGUCGGGGGCGGCGCCGGGAGGCGGCGGCCGCGCGGGGGGCAGCCCGGGGCCCGCCGGCCCGGGCGCGCUGCCCUUCCAGACUUUCCCCGCCUACUCGGCCGCCAACGUCCUCUUCCCGGCAGCCGCCUCCUUCCCGCUCACGGCCGCCGCCGCGGGGGGCCCCUUCGCGCCCUUUCUGGGGCCCUCCUACCUGACCCCUUUCUAUGCCCCGCACCUAUGAGCCCGGAGCCCCUCUGGACC
Messenger RNA from Talpa occidentalis (Iberian mole), 944 nucleotides. It is a transcript of the gene NKX1-2, whose product is annotated as NK1 homeobox 2. Gene Ontology annotation, biological process: regulation of transcription by RNA polymerase II; cell differentiation. NCBI's taxonomy places the organism in Eukaryota, Metazoa, Chordata, Mammalia, Eulipotyphla, Talpidae. The record is from RefSeq and is a predicted model, not a curated record. Gene Ontology annotation, cellular component: nucleus. The coding region runs from base 1 to 924 and encodes 307 amino acids. Gene Ontology annotation, molecular function: RNA polymerase II cis-regulatory region sequence-specific DNA binding; DNA-binding transcription factor activity, RNA polymerase II-specific. The transcript has 2 exons.